AUGCCACAAUUGGCAGAAAAUGGUGAUGCAAUGAUAAUUUUUCUAAAUGAUCCAUCCGAAAACAAAGAGAUUCUAAAGGAAGUUUUCAAUUUUUGUCUGAAAAAUAGUAUAAUCAAUAUUUUAGCUGUUUUUGGGGACUUUUCAGAGACAAAAAUUGCCUUCACUUAUAAACUUACUUUGCCGAAUUUUGAAAUCAUAAAAUUGAGAGUUGGUUAUCGGACCUCGUCAUACUUUCCCAAUCGAAGCAGAAACUUCCAGGGCCAACAACUUCGUGUCGUUUAUGGUGGGACUGAACCAAAAAUCAUAUUUUCUAAAAAUAAAAAAGGUGAACUCAUUAUAAAUGGUUAUGUGGCACAUUUCUUGGAAGCAUUGGCCAAAAAACACAACAUCACUCUAAUAAGAUCCAUUAUUAAUUACACCCACACGUCUAACCAGCUUCGUGAAUUGGUACGUAAUGGCAGUGUGGACAUUUCAGCUGCCGUUACAUAUCCUAUUAAACCUUUUAGUCAAUGGACAUAUCCUUUGGAAUUCAUUAACUGGUGUAUGAUGCUUCCAAUUGAGCCAAGCAUCCCUCGUUAUGAUAUCUUUUUGGAGGUUUUUCGUCCUGAAACUGUCCUCAUCACAAUGGUUACAAUUAUUCUUCUAUCGGCUAUUUUGGAGAUAUCAAAAUUACAAGCAGGAAGGAAAACCAAACUUCAAGGAUUCAUUGUGAAUGAUAAUUGCUUAAGAGGUGCAUUGGGCCAGCCUUUCAUAGAAUUACGAAAGGCUCCUCUCAGGAUUAAAUUGAUUUAUCUACAGAUUUGUCUUUUGGGAAUCAUCAUAACCACUUCAUACAAUUCAUAUCUCCAAACCUAUGUGACAAGUCCCCCAACAGUUGCAAAAAUAAAUUCUUUCGAUGAUCUUCUCAAGACAAAUAUCAAGAUUAUAAUGUUAAAGGAAGAAUUUGUUGAGCUAAUAAAAUCUGAUCCACGUUUCGGGAAUAAAUAUUUGAAAAUAUUUUAUUUGGAAGAAAAUUUCACCAGAUUCGUUAUGAAAAGAGAUUCUUUGGAUACAAAACUUGCCUACCCAGUGCCUCAAGUCAAAUGGGUUACAGUAAAAGAACAACAGAAAAUGUUCACUAAACCUCUAUUUCGUCAACCCGAAGAAAUGUGUUUUUUUGAUUUUUUUCCAGCAAAUUUUCCCAUCGAUGAGAAUUCUAUUUUUAUGGAUGUGAUAAAUUUUUUGAUAUUGGAAGUGCAAUCAUCUGGAUUAUUAGAAUAUUGGAAUCGACAUUGUUUUAAUGAAUUAAUUGAUUCGGGAAGAAUUAAACUUGAAGAUUUGUCUGGGAAGAAGGUUGAUUUUGUACCAAUGCAGGCGGAUCAUUUGAGACUUAUUUGGAAAGGUUGGAGUGGAGGAUUGUUUGUGGCAAGUUUAUGUUUUUUGGGUGAAAUUUUAAUAUUUCGAUGGAAGCAGCGAAGGGUUUUGAAAAUGUAA
This is a messenger RNA of Episyrphus balteatus (marmalade hoverfly), 1473 nucleotides long. RefSeq lists its product as uncharacterized. The record is from RefSeq and is a predicted model, not a curated record. The transcript has 2 exons. Bases 1 to 1473 code for a protein of 490 amino acids. NCBI's taxonomy places the organism in Eukaryota, Metazoa, Arthropoda, Insecta, Diptera, Syrphidae.